UUCCUCUCGAGAAUCGCCAUGACGGCACCAGAAAACCAAAACCCUUCGACGAACGACAUGGUCAACCAAGGAGCGAAACCUACUAAAGCAAGCGGCGCCGUCUCUGCCUUUGUCAUGAAGCUAGACCAGGUCGUGAACGAUCCGGCAACAGACGACGUGAUCACGUGGAAACGAGGACCUGAUGGUGCUCUCGUGGAACCGCACAGCUUGGUUGUGCUCGACAAAUCGGUAUGUCACCCCCGUCGUUUCCUUGUCAUGACUACAGUCCCUCUACGCAGAAAUUUUCGGAGACGGUCAUGCCGCAAUAUUUUCGGGGGUCGAAGUAUUGUUCGUUUAUCCGUCAGCUCAACGCGUACGACUUUUCCCACGUCGGCGUCGUGAAUGGCGCCGAUCCGCCCGCGUUCACGCAUCCCUUUUUCCGCCAAGACGACCGGUCCCUCCUCUCUAGGAUCGAACGCCGGAAGCAGGACAAGCGGUCGCGCACAACGCAACCCGACGACGUCAAGACCGUCAAGAAGGUCGAAGAUAAGAUCGUCGAAUCGUACGCCCCGACCUCAGCGCGUCGUCUGGGCGACAACGAGUCGGCGCGGUACAUCGAGGCCGUGCAGGCCAUCCGAGACAUGCUCGCGUCAGCGCAAAUGUUUGGCAUGACGCAUCUGUUUAUGGAACGAGUCAAGGAGUUUCUCCACGUGGAGCGAAAGGACUUUUCCGACCUGCAAGACGGCGACGUGCUUCAACUCCUGGACAACAUCAUCCUCGGCAAGACGACCGACGCGCACGUUGUCGCGACGGUCCCCGCGUCCCCCGACGAUCCGUCCAGCGCCACCUCGACGACGACGUCCUCCGUCGACGACGGGGACGACAUCCACCACCGCCGCCACGAUAACAUCGUUCUGCACCACGGAAAUGACCUUCACUCACGUGUCAAACUCGAGAAUGAUGGUGAUGACGACGACGACGACGGCUUCCUGGACUUUGACGUGGACGAGCUCGAAGAGUUGCUGGCAGACCACAAUUUGUGAUGACUUUUUUUGGUGUAUUUGAAGUGUUAAUAUAUAUAUUAAUAUAUAUAUAUAUAUAUCAAGGAGGCCCAGGAUGCAUUGUAUUGGACGAGGCUUCUGCUUUGUUCAGUCCAAAGAGCGGAAACGCGCGGUUGAUGGACGGUAGGCGGGCUUGGACGGUGUCGUGGUGCGGCGGCCGCAGCGACGGGAUGGAGGAGGAUGUCAUGUUCGAUGCACCAGCCGAAGCGGAAGGCGGCACUGAAACGGGUGCGCCGAAGCGGUGGUGUUUGGACAGGUUUACGCUACACAGCAGGCCAGACGUGGAGUUGAUCGUGUGAAAGUUGUCGUGGAGCGAGUUCCAGAAGGGUUGCGUGCGGGGGUCGGAUGUCCUUCCUUCUUCGUGUAGUCGCCGCUUCUUUGGCAGUUGAAUGCGGCAUUCCAAGCUCAGGGGUUUCAUGUGUGCGGCGUCGUCCAUGAGCUCGUCAAACGACGAGGGAGAGGUUGAAGAGGACGACAUGUCGACGUCCCCGAGUUGCUGUGGUUGCCCUUUGACAAAGUCCGGUCGGAAGUAUCGCGUGCCGUCGGACGAUUUCACGAACCCGUGCUUCUCCAGCUGCAUUUUGAAAGUCUUGAACCGACCGCGGUACAGGUUUGGCAUCGGCAGGGACGUCUCCAUCUUGUCAGCAUCCAAGAUCGAGAACGACCGACCGUCAGCGUCCCACGCGAUCGUGUCCGGCAACAGAUUGUUGUUCAGGAAACCAUACAAGUUGCGAAGAAAGUUGCUUGGAAUGCCUAUGGGGGCAGCGGUGGCGGGUGGUCCAUGAUUGAACGCCGCCGAGUUCAUCGCCAUGGACCGAUCGACCCCGAUGUCAUGGACACUGGGCCGGUCGAAUGUGCCGAUGGUGUUCACAUGGCAGCUCACAUUCUGCUUGCUCUUAUGUGCCAUGGCGUCUAGCAGCCGUUUCCGAGCGUCAUUUGGGUCGGAGAUCACCAUGGUCGUCGUCGGGUUGGUUCUUGGUGUGAUAAUGGUCCAAGGGUUUGGUUCG
This is a messenger RNA of Aphanomyces astaci, 2047 nucleotides long. RefSeq lists its product as hypothetical. Gene Ontology annotation, biological process: regulation of DNA-templated transcription. The record is from RefSeq and is a predicted model, not a curated record. The transcript has 6 exons. Lineage: Eukaryota; Oomycota; Saprolegniomycetes; Saprolegniales; Verrucalvaceae. Gene Ontology annotation, molecular function: sequence-specific DNA binding; DNA-binding transcription factor activity. The coding region runs from base 231 to 1022 and encodes 263 amino acids.